UAUACGGUGUAUAUAGUGUGGGGGCUCCUUGUACAUAGUGUAUACAGUGUGAGGGGUCCCUGUACACGAUGUAUACAGUGUGGAGGUUCCUUGUACACCGUGUAUGCAGUGUGGGUCUCUGUGUAUACGGUGUAUAUAGUGUGGGUGAUCCUUGUACACGGUGUAUACAGUGUGGGGUUUCCUUGUAUACAGAGUGUCCUCUUUCCUUCCUUCCUUCCUUUCAUUAUGUCUGUUCAACCUGAUCUAUCCUUUUCCCUCGCUCUGUCAUUAUGUCUCUCUCUCUUGUGCUGUCUCUUUGUGCUUCCUUCCUGUUCACUUUCCCCAUUCUGUUCCAGCUCUUUGCUUUCCUCCUCCUCUCCGUUUCUCUUUUUUUUCCCAUUCUGCUCAUCUCUUUCCUUGUUAUAUUUUCUCUCUUCCACCAUUUGUCUUUCUCUUGCCCAGUCUUCCUCUCUCACUUGAUAACUCUAUCCGUUCCUUGUAUUCUCUCUCUCUCUCUCUCUGACUCUCACUCCCAAUGGUAUUUACUGUUGCUAUGUUCUUCUCGAUCUGCAGCUCCCGAGGUUCACAUCUGUCAUCAGAUGCCGCAGAUCUGUGGGCCGGGACGCUGUGUGAUACGGCAGCUUGGUUACACAUGUGCGUGUAACACUGGUUUCCAGUUGAACACCGAACGUUCACGUUGUGUUGAUACUGACGAAUGUAAAGUGAGACCUCGGCCCUGCCUCAAUGGUCACUGUGUGAACACAGUCGGCAGUUUCCAUUGUGCCUGUUCCAAGGGGUUUUCAGCCAAUUCUCACGGGACGGAUUGUGUGGAUAUUGAUGAGUGUCUGGAUAUUUCCACCUGUCCAAAUGCAGAGUGUGUGAAUUCAGUGGGGUCAUACCGCUGUCUGCCCUGUCCAAAUGGCUACAGAAUCCGGAAUCGCAAGUGUUCAGAUAUUGACGAGUGUGCAAAUGCUGCACCGUGUGGGAAUUCUGGAAGAUGUGUCAACACUGAGGGCUCGUACCAAUGUGACUGUAACCCUGGAUAUCGGCAAAGUGCUGACGGCAAUCGAUGUGCAGAUAUCAAUGAAUGUUUUGAGGGAGAUUUCUGUGCUCCAUAUGGGGAAUGUUUGAAUAGUGUUGGAUCCUACACCUGUCUCUGUGCUGAGGGAUUCACUACAUCUGCUGAUCUCUCCACCUGUCUCGAUGUUAAUGAGUGUACACGGCCAGGUGUCUGUGAUCGUGGGAGCUGCACCAAUACAGUUGGGUCAUUUGAAUGUGUGUGUGAGCCUGGAUUCCUAGUUGAUGAAGAUCGAUCCCAGUGUUUUGAUCUUGAUGAGUGUGUUGAAUAUCCAACCAUCUGUGGUAGCAAGCGAUGUGAGAAUACUGCUGGCUCCUUCCUGUGUAUCACUGACUGUAGUGAAGGAUUUGAGCUCAGUCCUGCUCAGGACUGCAUUGAUAUCGAUGAGUGUGUCAAUGCCACGAUCUGUGGGUUGAAUGCGUAUUGUCAGAAUGCGGCUGGUUCCUAUCAGUGUCACUGUGACCAGGGUUACCAGAUGACAUCAGAUGGCUCACGGUGUGUGGGUAAGUCACUGACAGUAAAUGGGAGUGCCUGACUCGUUCCAGCUGUGACUGACAGUGUGGACAGUGCAGGGUGGGUGGUCAAUGGUGUGGGC
Molecule: messenger RNA, 1652 nt
Organism: Chiloscyllium plagiosum (whitespotted bambooshark)
Lineage: Eukaryota; Metazoa; Chordata; Chondrichthyes; Orectolobiformes; Hemiscylliidae
Source: RefSeq, a predicted model, not a curated record